This is a messenger RNA of Mycosarcoma maydis (corn smut), 693 nucleotides long. RefSeq names its product putative Rho family GTPase. The transcript has a single exon. The record is from RefSeq and is a predicted model, not a curated record. Bases 1 to 693 code for a protein of 230 amino acids. Gene Ontology annotation, molecular function: GTPase activity; GTP binding. Lineage: Eukaryota; Fungi; Basidiomycota; Ustilaginomycetes; Ustilaginales. Gene Ontology annotation, biological process: small GTPase-mediated signal transduction.
AUGAACGGUUACAACAGUGGCUCUACGCUGUCAGAUGCACCACCGGGUCAAGGUCAGAUCCAGCAGCUUCCCGGACGGCCUAUGAUCGAUCUCAAAAAGAAACUCGUCGUCGUUGGUGAUGGUGGUUGUGGCAAAACGUGUCUCUUGAUAGUCUACUCUCAAAACAAGUUCCCACAAGAAUACGUACCUACCGUCUUCGAAAACUACGUGCCUAUCAUCCAGUUUGAAGGCAAGACCAUCGAGCUAGCGCUCUGGGAUACAGCAGGGCAGGAAGAAUACGAUCGCCUGCGACCGCUGUCGUAUCCGGAAUCAGACGUGAUUCUGAUUUGCUUCGCCGUUGACUUCCCGACAAGUCUCGCGAAUGUACAGGACAAAUGGUUCCCGGAGAUCAACCAUUUUUGCGAAGGCGUGCCGAUCCUCUUGGUAGGCUUGAAGACAGAUCUGAGGAAGGACGCGAACAGUUUGGCCAUGUUGCAGGCACAGGGGACGAAACCGGUCACGCCAGCCCAGGGACAGCAUGUAGCGGAUGAGAUUGGAGCGGCCAAGUACGUCGAGUGCUCGGCAAAGACCAAGGACGGAGUACAAAAUGUCUUUGAUACCGCAAUUCGAGAGGCGUGCAGAAAGAAAGGCUGGGCAAGAAGGGCUGGUGUAGGUGGAGCUGGAGGCGCCAAAAAGAAGUGCGUUUUGCUGUGA